Molecule: messenger RNA, 4323 nt
Organism: Tyto alba (common barn owl)
Lineage: Eukaryota; Metazoa; Chordata; Aves; Strigiformes; Tytonidae
Gene: HNRNPA3
Product: heterogeneous nuclear ribonucleoprotein A3
Exons: 13
Coding region: 177-1337 (386 amino acids)
Molecular function (GO): RNA binding
Source: RefSeq, a predicted model, not a curated record
GCCGCUGCGCACCAGUCACGGCUGCGCGCCGGCGCCGCCACCCCCACAGCGGGCGGCGGUUCGUGCGCUAGGCCAGCUGCCGGCGUGGGACGGCGGAGGGCGGGAAGGCGCUUAACCGGAGGCUGGCACGGUUUCCUAGAUCUAAAAGAAAGGCUGAGUUAGAGUACCCUUCCAAAAUGGCUGCUCUUAAGGAAGAGAGAGAUGUGGAAGACUACAAGAGGAAAGGAAGACGAUCCUCACAGCAGAAAUACCGUAGACUGAAUAAGGGCCAUGAGCCAAAGGAGCCAGAGCAGUUGAGAAAGCUGUUCAUUGGAGGUCUGAGCUUUGAAACAACAGAUGACAGCUUGAGAGAGCACUUUGAAAAAUGGGGCACGCUCACGGACUGUGUGGUGAUGAGAGACCCACAAACAAAACGUUCCAGAGGCUUCGGCUUUGUGACUUACUCUUGUGUGGAGGAGGUGGAUGCUGCCAUGAGUGCUCGACCACAUAAGGUUGAUGGACGCGUGGUUGAACCAAAGAGAGCAGUUUCAAGGGAGGAUUCUGUAAAGCCUGGAGCACAUCUCACAGUAAAGAAAAUAUUUGUUGGUGGAAUUAAAGAAGAUACAGAAGAAUAUAACUUGAGGGAGUACUUUGAAAAAUAUGGCAAGAUUGAAACCAUAGAAGUCAUGGAAGACAGGCAAAGCGGAAAGAAAAGAGGCUUUGCUUUUGUAACUUUCGAUGAUCAUGAUACAGUUGAUAAAAUUGUUGUUCAGAAAUAUCAUACAAUAAAUGGACAUAACUGUGAAGUGAAAAAAGCACUCUCAAAACAAGAGAUGCAGACUGCUAGCUCUCAGAGAGGUCGUGGUGGUGGCUCAGGCAACUUCAUGGGUCGUGGAAACUUCGGAGGUGGUGGAGGGAACUUUGGCCGAGGAGGAAACUUCGGUGGAAGAGGAGGCUAUGGGGGUGGUGGUGGCGGUGGUGGGAGCAGAGGAAGCUUUGGGGGUGGUGACGGAUACAAUGGAUUUGGUGAUGGUGGCAACUAUGGAGGUGGUCCUGGCUAUGGCAGCAGAGGAGGUUAUGGUGGUGGUGGAGGACCAGGAUAUGGAAACCCAGGUGGUGGAUAUGGAGGUGGUGGAGGAGGAUAUGAUGGCUACAAUGAAGGAGGAAAUUUUGGUGGUGGUAAUUAUGGUGGGAGUGGAAACUACAAUGAUUUUGGCAAUUACAGUGGACAACAGCAGUCUAACUAUGGUCCCAUGAAAGGUGGUGGCAGCUUUGGUGGCAGAAGUUCAGGCAGUCCCUAUGGUGGUGGUUAUGGAUCUGGAAGUGGAAGUGGGGGCUAUGGUGGUAGAAGAUUCUAAAAUUGCUACCAGGAAAAGGGUUGAAUGAGAAGCUGCUGCUUGACAAAAUGGGGAAUGUCUUGCACAUCUUCAGUUGAAGGUUUCUGACUGGGUAAGAUCUGUAGCGUAUAGUCAAACAUGUUUUAACUGUUAUUUCCUCCUAGGCUUUCCUUUGUCAGCCUUUUAGUAUCAGGGAAAGCCUUAAGGAGCAAGUAUUCCAGCAUACGUCCUCCAGUGGUUCUGUUCUGGGUGAGGGGUGCUUGCUGGCAUAGUUGCUGUUCCAGAAUCUUUUGUGUGUCUGAGAUCAACAAGACAAAAAUAAUGAAUGUUUUGAAAUGGGUGCUCUGGGGGGAGUGUACGGGGUGGGGGGUGGGGCGUGGGUGGAGAAAUUCUUCGUUACCUUGUAAUAGAGACUCCUGACAGAAACCCAGAGGGUGAAGACACCGAAGCGGUUCCUCACGCUCCUCAGUCGUGGGUGCUCCGCUGCUGCAGUAGUUUUGUAAAGGCACUUUGCAUUGGUUAGAGCAGCAAUUUCCCUCCUAAUAAAUGAAUCUUGGCUUACCAGGUGGGUUUGUAUUUAUCUGUACAAAUCGAAGAGCUCCCUUUCAGGUUUUCGGUGCUUCCAGGCAGGGUCGUUUAGUGGAGGCCAAUACUGUCGCGCGAUACCCAGCUGAAGGCACGGCAGGGCUUGGACAGAUGAAUGGCAAUAAAAGAACUUUUCAUGGGCAUCUGCUUUUGUGCACCUCAGUUCUUAACUCUUGGAACAUGUAUUUACUUUUCUGCCUCUCUGCUUGUUACAGGUCCGGGUUAUUUUUAACUCCUUUUAUAUAAUAGCCUAGUACCCGUUUAAAUUUAACAAUACAUUUCUGGGUCUGCAUUAUUCUGGUGAAGUCAGUUUCUAUUUUAGUGUUGGUUAUGUUUCAGUUACUCAGAAAAUAAAGUCAAAUGGAACCUGUGUGUUUCAGUUUAACCCGGGGCUUCAGCAUGUUCACAGGCUGAUUCAAGUAUUUCAACUUGUUACCUGCUGCCUGUAGACAUCCGGAAAGCAAACUCUUGGCCUUGUAAUGUACAGUUAAAAAUUAACUUGGAAGUAAUUUACAGUGGUAACGCUGAGAUUUUCAUAUAACUGGGAGCUACUCAAUGCAAAUCUCACAAUGACUGUGUAUUUUUCAAAAGCAUUGAUAAACGUUUUUGCUUAGCCAGGUUUGAGCCAAAAUUAGCAACCGCUGCAGUAAAGUCGCGGCCUCCCCUCCGUGUAGUAUGCCAGGCAGCUCGUUGCCGCGGUGACAGGCUUGUUUUCUUACACUGGAAGGUGGAAAACCUUCGCUUUUCCUCCGCUGGGCAGAGCUGCCUUGUGAGCUCGCCUGGGCGUCAGUGCGUAGCAACAGGUAACGGGGAGGGCACGCGGGGGUCUCAGGAUUGCUCUGGUGAGGGCAAGUGCUGCUGUCCUCGGGGGGAGAGGGAGCGUUACGGUUUUUUACCAGUACAGCACUGAAAGUGUUUCAAUAAAAACUUCCUGGUUUGCAUCCCGUUGCUAGGCCUGUGUACAGAGCACACAACGCGUACCUUUCCUCAGCACCCGAGCACUCUGCGUUGCUGCCGGCUCGUUCCGUGCUCUGGACAGAGGGGUCUUCCUGCACCACUUACAGAACUAGGUAGUCACUGUUAUUUUCUCACUUGGAUUUAUAACACACGCUAGAGUAAUUUGCUUAAUUUCAAUUUUUCAUACCCCAAUUUGUUGAGAAAUAAACCUUGUCAAAGAUAAACACAUCCUUAAGGAGUACUUGGCCAAGUGUAUGUUCGAGGCACUUCCAAGAGUUAAGAAUAUUGUUUCAUGGCUGGGCUUUUAUAUAGCGGCUGCUCUUGAAAGUAGCAGCCAUAAAUGGAGACGGAGGUGUAAAGAUGUGAAGUUAAUGAAGCGUUGGUCCCUAAGCUGCAGUUCUACCAAAGUUUGAUACCUAAACCUGUGCGCUAAUCUAAAAGCAAAUGGUACUUCCGGGCAGCAAAAAUGUAUUUCCCCAAAAGCGGCCCGGGCUGGUGCAGAUGUUGUAAGUGUUUUGUGAUUAGAGAACACUGAAACUAAUCACAUCAUCUUAACUUUGAUAUCCUUUAAAUUCUGAGGUGGGAAGGGGAAUGCUAGAUUUUGAAGCGUUGAUUGUGUGAUGUACUGACUUGCUGUCUUUGGUUCCUGUGUUUAAAACAUGAACGUGUUUUCAUAUACUGUCUGCACUGCUGCAGUGGAGUGUUCACAGUCCUAUCAGUCUGUGGUCUCUGACAAGUGCUUGUAUCUUAAAUUGUGUGCAGCGUGAAAGAUCUUGAGUAACACUAAAAAUCAGAUAUCUGAUGGAUGAUUCUUUUUCUGCUGUGGGUGCUACAGGUUGACAUCUCUAUAUAUGAUUAGCUUUUUCCUGAACUAAAGUAAUCCAAGUAUCUCCGUAGAAGAAAAAAUGGGUCUUCAUGUAGAAGAUAAUAUCGCAAGAUUGGAAAGAAUAAUAUAAUAACUGGCAAAGACUUCAAGAUCAAUGGUGCUAGUGUGCUGAAAUCUUAGAACUUGUGGUUAAGCGAGUUUAAAAAUAGCAUGGAAAUUUAAAAUUUCAGUAUAGUCCAUAAUGGAUUGAAAUUUGUUAAAAUAUUUCAAUUUUGUAUCAGAAUAAAGUGUAUAUUGUCAAAUGACUUCCGAUCGAAAAUGCGUUGCCAUCACCUUUUUUUAGUGCUGUGAGGAACAUAAAGCUGUCUUAAAUCAUUGCAACACACUGAGUUACAGGAUCAGCUUUCCAACUUGGGACUGCAAGUCAGAAAACCUUGGUUCAGCCCAGCUCCGCAGCUUCAGUAGUUUUAAAACUGCAUGUUUUGAUCAAGAAAUAAAGGGUCUCCAUGUGGAGAUUUUUCAGUGUAUGUGUUCAGCAUUGUGGUGUACUAGGCUUGGCCAUGUCACUAGUCACUUUCAGGCUUGGGAACAUGCUCUGUAUCUCAGUAACAAUAAUAAAAUGAAGGAUAUAGUCUGCAA